This is a messenger RNA of Balaenoptera ricei (Rice's whale), 1917 nucleotides long. RefSeq names its product interferon induced protein 44 like (gene IFI44L). Lineage: Eukaryota; Metazoa; Chordata; Mammalia; Artiodactyla; Balaenopteridae. The transcript is spliced from 8 exons. Bases 138 to 1430 code for a protein of 430 amino acids. The record is from RefSeq and is a predicted model, not a curated record.
UUGAGUUUCACUUUCCUUUCUUAUGAACAGGAAACCACUGAUCUCAGCAGAACCUUCAGUGUCCCAAUUGUGGCUGUUCCAUAAAUCAGAGGGAGCAGUUUAAGCCUCGUCCAACUCUGAAAAACAGAUACAGAACAAUGGCAGUGAGAACCACACUGACAUGGAAUGAGGAAAAGAGUCUUCAAAAGCUGCUUGGAAAUGUUUCUUUGAUACUUCUUUAUAAGUCUACUGUCCAUGGAAACAGAAUUAGCAAUAUGCAUGAUAGGUGCAUUCGUCAGGGAUCCACUGUAACAAUGAUUUAUUACCCCAAGAAUAGUUUUGGUAUCUUUAUGCUUGGGCAUUAUCCUGAAAUCUCUGAAAGUUUUAGAAAGCUAAAUACUUCCAUCUAUUUUUCAUUUCAAAAGAAUAAAACAAUGGAAAUGACAGCUGCAUUUUUAAAUUCAACAUCGAAAAUUAGCAAUGACCAACUGGAAUUUCAGUUCCCUAUUUCUCCCGUUCAGGCUCAGUACUUAUCUCUAGAUUUACACAAGAGAACCAUUGUUAUACCUAAACUUUUAGUGGAAAAAUUAGGACUAAAUCCUGACUUAGGCUCCCGAUUUUUGGAAUGUGAAGUUUUUCGAGUGGAAGGAAUUAAGGAUGCUGCAGGCUACAUAAACAGGAUAACAAGAGCCACACAGCACAGAAAUAGUCUCUUAGCAGACCUCAGAGCCUACAGGCCCUAUGCAGACUUGGUUUCAGAAAUCCGUAUUCUCUUGUUGGGUCCAGUGGGGUCCGGAAAGUCCAGUUUUUUCAAUUCAGUGAAGUCCAUUUUCCACGGCCAUUUGACUCACCAAGCCAUAGUGGGGUCUGAUGUCACCAGCAUUACUGAACAGUAUAGGAUAUAUUCUGUUAAAGAUGGAAAAGAUGGUAAAUCUCUGCCGUUUAUGUUGUGUGACUCCAUGGGGCUGGAUGAGAAAGAGGGAGUAGGCUUAUGUGUGGCUGACAUACCCCACAUCUUAAAAGGCUGCGUGCCAGACAGAUAUCAGUUUAGUCCCCAUAAACCAAUUACACCCAAGCAUCCUACUUUCAUCACCUCUCCAUCACUGAAAGACAGGAUUCACUGCGUGGCUUAUGUCUUUGAUAUCAACUCUAUUGACAAUCUCUCCUCUAAAAUGGUGGCAAAGUUCAAACAAGUUCAGAAAGAAGUAUUAAACUGCGGUGUAGCACAUGUAGCAUUGUUUACUAAAGUGAAAAAUUGCUAUGAAGUUCUUCAAGACAACUUCUUAAAGAUGAAUAAAUCUAUGAUUUCUCAAAGCCAGAUGCAAUUGUGGGAAUGUUCCAGCUCUGCAUGCGACAUCAGUUGCCUUGAUUCAGACACUUGGCCCAAACCAGGGUUGCUGACAGCCUCUUUGAGACUCUGCUUCUAUUCAUGUUUUACUUUCUGUCUCUGACAACAUCUAACUGAUGGUUCCUUCUAGGAUCAGUCACACCUCAAGUGCAAAGGCCAACCUUAAGCAGUGGUGGGCCAACAUAUGCUCUAUUGCAAACCACCCUUUGUAUUUCUGCACUAUUUACAAUUUAAUUUAUAUGACAUCUUUCUAUAUCUCCUCAGCAAAAUUAACUAUUCCCUUAUUAUUUAUCCAUAACACUUAAUUUAAAACUCUAUGCAAGUACUAAUCACAUUGAGUAUAAACUGGUUACAUAGUUAUCUGCUUUCUAAAUAAAUUGUGAGUCUUUUAAGAAACAGAGUUUGGAUUUUACUUAUCUUUGUAUUCACAGAAAUUAACAUAGUGCCUGGCGGGGAGCAAGCAUACCUGCUAUUAAGCAUCUCUCUCAACCUCCCCAGAGUGAUACCAUGUAUUUAAAAUUCUCUCCUUAUAGAGGAGAAGACUGGGAGAGAAUGAAAUGCUGGAGAUAAAUAAAGGAGGGAGAAUGUUU